AUGGCUCUUGCGUUGACGCUUGCAAUUUUGAUAGCUGCGCGCAUCGAAGCUGAGUUCUGGUCAACGAUACUUGAAGGCGUAAGUUCCAGUCGUUUGUUCUUACCUGUUGUUACGCUCUUUUCCGUAUUGACUGCGACGUUUUUCAAAGUCAAAGAUGCUGUCGUAAAUGCCGGAAACUUUACGGGACAGUGCUUAUUAUAUGUAUUCUUUGCGAGUGCCGGAGCAUCAUCGCCGCCUUUGAUUCACGCGUUCACGAAUGAUGCAAACUUGCUUUAUUUCGCGAGUACGAUGUUCGCCGUUCAUCUGCUUGCGGUUGGUGUUAUGUUCUCGUCCCCGGAGAUGCUUGUCGCGUCGAAUGCGGGUGUUGGUGGACCUGCCACGGCGGCAGCGUUUGCCAAAGCAAAGAAUUGGCGAGAGUUAGUUGCGCCGGCAAUCUUGGUUGGUAACCUGGGGAACGCGUGCGGUACUUUCAUAGCUAUUAUCUUUGCUCAACUUGUAAAUUAA
Molecule: messenger RNA, 504 nt
Organism: Bathycoccus prasinos
Lineage: Eukaryota; Viridiplantae; Chlorophyta; Mamiellophyceae; Mamiellales; Bathycoccaceae
Exons: 1
Coding region: 1-504 (167 amino acids)
Source: RefSeq, a predicted model, not a curated record